AUGCCCCAGGGCUCAGGACCUGAGUUCCACCUCGCUGCCGGAGCCAGGCCCUCCACAGCACCCCAGUCCCCAGAGCCCCGACAGAGGGGUACCUGGCCACAGCAUGGAGGGCUACUCAGAGGAGGAUAGCUUGCUCCGGCACCUGGAGAAGGUGGCCAGUGAGGAGGAAGAAGUGCCACUGGUGGUUUAUCUAAAGGAGAAUGCGGCACUGCUGACGGCCAAUGGGCUCCACCUGUCAAACCGAGAGGCCCAGCAGUCCUCACCGGCCCCACCUCCAGCGGAGGCCCAGCCCGCUGCAGAUGUCAACCAAAACCUCGCCUCGCCCAGUGCCACGCUAACCACAGCCGCUUCUAACAGCAGCCACAACCCGCCAGCCACCGAUGUCAAUCAGAACCCCCCGGCAACUGCCGUCCCACAGAGCCUGCCACUUUCUGGCAUCCAGCAGAAUUCCUCAGAGGCCCAGCUCCCAUCCAAUGGCACGGUGCCUGCUUCCAAACCCAGCACCUUGUGUGCUGACGGGCAACCCCAGGCACCGGCCGAGGAGGUGAGAUGCAGCACGCUCCUAAUUGACAAGGUGUCGACUCCAGCUCCUGCCACGAGCACCUUCUCCAGAGAAGCUACGCUCAUCCCCAGCUCCAGGCCCCCAGCCUCAGAUUUCAUGUCCAGCUCCCUGCUCAUCGACAUCCAGCCCAACACCCUAGUGGUGUCAGCAGAUCAAGAGAUGUCUGGGCGAGCAGCUGCCACCACACCCACCAAGGUAUACAGUGAGGUCCACUUCACACUGGCCAAGCCCCCAUCAGUGGUCAACAGGACGGCCAGGCCUUUUGGGAUCCAGGCGCCAGGGGGCACCAGCCAGAUGGAGAGGAGCCCCAUGCUAGAGAGACGACAUUUUGGGGAGAAGGCCCCGGCUCCCCAGCCCCCAAGUAUGCCAGACAGGAGCCCCCGGCCACAGAGACAUAUCAUGUCCUGCAGCCCCAUGGUGGAAAGGAGGCUGAUGGGGCAGCGAAGCCCGGUCUCAGAGAGACGCCCCUUGGGGAACUUCACUCCACCCCCCACCUACACUGAGACCUUGUCCACAGCCCCUCUGGCUUCCUGGGUGAGGUCUCCUCCCUCUUAUUCUGCCCUGUACCCCAGCUCCGACCCCAGGUCUUCUCACCUGAAGGGCCAGGCGGUUCCCGCCAGCAAGACGGGCAUCCUGGAGGAGUCGAUGGCCCGCCGGGGCAGCCGCAAAUCCAUGUUCACCUUUGUGGAGAAGCCCAAGGUGACCCCGAAUCCAGACCUGCUGGAUCUGGUACAGACAGCGGAUGAGAAGCGGCGGCAGAGGGACCAAGGGGAGGUGGGCGUGGACGAGGAGCCCUUUGCCCUGGGGGCCGAGGCCUCCAACUUCCAGCAGGAGCCAGCCCCUCGUGACAGAGCCAGCCCGGCGGCGGAGGAGGCACUCCCAGAGUGGGCCUCCUGCCUCAAGUCACCCCGCAUCCAGGCCAAGCCGAAGCCCAAACCCAACCAGAACCUCUCCGAGGCCUCUGGGAAGGGGGCUGAGCUCUACGCACGCCGCCAGUCACGGAUGGAGAAAUACGUCAUCGAGUCUUCAAGCCACACGCCAGAGGUGGCCCGCUGCCCAUCACCCACCAUGUCCCUGCCUUCUUCCUGGAAAUACCCCACUAACGCCCCCGGGGCCUUCCGAGUGGCAUCCCGAAGCCCAGCCCGGACCCCACCUGCCUCCCUCUAUCAUGGCUAUCUGCCUGAGAACGGGGUCCUGCGCCCGGAGCCCACCAAGCAGCCGCCGUACCAGCUGCGGCCCUCGCUCUUUGUCCUCUCACCGAUCAAGGAGCCUGCCAAGGUCUCCCCAAGAGCUGCCUCGCCCGUCAAGCCCACCUCCUUGGACCUGGUGCCCAACCUGCCCAAGGGGUGUCUUCCUCCGUCUCCUGGCCUGCCUCGGGCCUCCCGCUCCUCGCCGGGCCUCUACACCUCCCCCGGCCAGGACAGCCUGCAGCCCACUGCCGUGAGCCCUCCCUACGGCGGAGACAUCUCCCCUGUGUCUCCCUCCAGGGCAUGGUCUCCCCGAGCCAAGCAGGCCCCCAGGCCCUCCUUCUCCACCCGGAACGCCGGGAUCGAGGCUCAGGUGUGGAAGCCUUCCUUCUGCUUCAAGUAACGGACCCCAUGGGGGUUCCACUGCCGAUCAAGUCCCCUCCUUGAGGGCCAGCUGGAGAGCAGGAAAUGGCAGGAAAUGGCACAGAGCUGAGUGAGGAGAAUGGGGAGUCCAUGGUUCAAGGUCAGAUGCGGCCACCAGCUGGCUUUGUGACCUUGGGCGAGUCGCCUCCCCUCUCCGAGCUCAGCUGCCCCUCCCCUACUACAGCUGGGGUCAGACUCCAUGUCUGAGUGGGG
Messenger RNA from Saimiri boliviensis boliviensis (Bolivian squirrel monkey), 2385 nucleotides. NCBI's taxonomy places the organism in Eukaryota, Metazoa, Chordata, Mammalia, Primates, Cebidae. The record is from RefSeq and is a predicted model, not a curated record.